Wallemia mellicola CBS 633.66 is the source of this 3162-nucleotide messenger RNA. RefSeq lists its product as hypothetical. NCBI's taxonomy places the organism in Eukaryota, Fungi, Basidiomycota, Wallemiomycetes, Wallemiales, Wallemiaceae. The transcript has 4 exons. The coding region runs from base 1 to 3162 and encodes 1053 amino acids. The record is from RefSeq and is a predicted model, not a curated record. Gene Ontology annotation, molecular function: ATP binding; translation elongation factor activity; ATP hydrolysis activity.
AUGCCUACCGCGGGACAGUUAGACACAUCAGCCAUUUUUAAUGCAGACGCUGCUGCACGUACAACUGCCCAAGAGGCAGUCGUCAAGUCAAUCAAGGACGGCGGUCCAGCUGCAGUCGCCACUUUGUCUCUCCCAGAAACCAUCCUCGGUGGUUUAGCUGAGAAGAAGAACGAGGGUGCGAGACAAGGUGCCGCUGAAUUGAUCUCCGCCAUCGUCGCUGGUGGCCAAUUCUUGCCAGUCGAGCCAUACAUUCUUUUGUCCACCCAACACGACGUCUUCGGCUCACUCUUGCAAGCAUUCGCUGACAAGUCACAAGGCCCAAGAGACGCCGCUGUCAAGGCUGUCGAGGAUAUCGUCACCGUCAUGAACAACUGGGCAACUGCUUUCAUUUUGCCACCACUCCUCGAGCAAAUCAGAACCGCAGGUAAAUGGCAGAUCAAGACAGGUGGCUUGUCUGUUCUCAACAAGCUCGUCACCUCCGUCCCAGACCAAAUGGCUCGUCUUAUGCCUGACUGUAUGCCAGUCCUCGCUGAAGUCAUCUGGGACACCAAGUCAGAUGUCAAGAAGGCCGCACGUUCUUCCUUGAAGAAGAUCUGUUCUUUGCGCCAGGUCGUUAACAAGGAUAUCGAAAAGUUCAUUCCAGCUCUCCAGGAAUGUCUUAUCAACCCAACCGAAAAGGUCCCAACAACUAUCCAGGUUUUGGCCGCCACCACCUUCGUUUCAGAAGUCGACUCACCAACCCUUGCCCUUAUGGAACCUCUUCUCUCACGUGGUCUCGCUGAACGUCAAACCGCUCUCCGUCGUAAGACCGCUGUUAUCAUCGACAACAUGUCCACCCUUGUCGACAGCGAGCGUAUUGUCCGUCCAUUCCUUCCAAAGCUUCUCCCAGGUCUUAUCAAGAUCGAAGAAACCGUCGCUGACCCAGAAGCUCGUUCAGUUGUUAACCGCGCUAUCAAGAAGCUCCGUUCAGUUGGUAACCUCCCAGAUUCAUCAGAUGGUACCGACCUCCCAGAAAUCAAGACCGUCGACCUCAACAAGGUCGUUGAUGUCUUGGUUGCUGCCCUCAAGAACACUGGUGACUCAUUGGCUAAGGCUGACGAUGUCUUCAUUGCUUACAUCGCUCGUGUCGCUCAAGAACUCUCAAACGCUCGUUGCGGUGAAGAAACCGAGUGGUCAUCAGCCCUCGUUAACCUCAUCUCACUUCAAUUGAACUCAACCGACCCAUCAUCAGUUAACGCUCCAGCUAAGGCUGUCGUUAAGGAGCUCCUUGAAAAGACCUCCGCUGAUGACGCUGAAGUUGAACACGUCUUCCCAGAUGAAGAAGAGGGUGAAGAUCUCUGUAACUGUACCUUCUCAUUGGCUUACGGUGCUAAGAUUCUUCUUAACACUGCUACCCUCCGUCUUAAGAGAGGUCACAGAUACGGUUUGCUCGGUAGAAACGGUACUGGUAAAUCUACCCUCAUGAGAGCCAUCGUCAACGGUCAAGUUGAAGGUUUCCCAUCACCAGACGAAGUCCGUACUUUCUACGUCGAACACGACAUUGACGGUUCAGAAGAAGACACCACCGUCUUCCAAUUCGUCCAAUCUGACAAGCGUAUCCAAGCUAACGAUGAUGAAAUCAGACAAGGUUUGGCUACCGUCGGUUUCUCUGACGAACGUCAAGAUGAAUCUAUUGGUUCCCUCUCUGGUGGUUGGAAGAUGAAGCUCGCUCUUGCCAGAGCCAUCCUUUUCAAGGCUGAUAUCUUGUUGCUCGAUGAACCAACUAACCACUUGGAUGUCUUGAACGUUCAAUGGAUCAUUGACUACCUUACCUCACUUACUCACUGUACCUCCAUCAUCGUCUCCCACGAUGCUGAAUUCUUGAACAAGACCAUCACCGAUGUCAUCUACCUUAACAGAUUCAAGAUCAAGCGUUACCCAGGUAACUUGGAGAACUUCGCUAAGCUCGUCCCAGAAGCUCGCGCUUUCUUCGAAAUCGCCGCAUCUGAAGAAUACUCAUUCAACCUUCCAGAACCACCAAUGCUUGAAGGUGUCAAGACAAAGGAAAAGUCCCUCUUGAAGAUGCGUAAGGUUAACUUCCAAUAUCCAACCGCUAAGAAGCAACAAUUGUUCGAUAUUACCUUGCAAGUUUCCCUUUCCUCACGUGUUGCCGUCCUUGGUCCAAACGGUGCUGGUAAAUCCACCCUCGUUAAGCUCCUUAUUGGUGACAUUGAACCAAACAUCAGUGGUGAGGUCUGGAAGCACCCUAACUUGGUCAUUGGUUACGUCGCCCAACACGCUUUCCACCACAUUGAUAACCACCUUGACAAGACUCCAUUAGAGUACAUGUUGUGGAGAUAUCAAACUGGUGAGGAUCUUGAGGAAAUGAUGAAGGAAACCCGUCAAAUUACCGAAGAGGAAGCUGAGAAGAUGAAGAACGGUUCCGUUGUUAUCAUCGAAGGCCAAAAACGUUACAUCGAAGAAAUUGUUGGUCGUAAGAAGCUCAAGCAAUCAUACGAAUACGAGUGUGGUUUCAAGGGUAUGUCAUCUGCUGACAACAUGUGGUUCUCUCGUGAUGAGCUUGUCAAGAGAGGUUUCGAGAAGAAGGUCAUGGAAGUUGACACCCGUGAAGCCCAAAGAUUGGGUAUGAUGAGACCACUCGUCCGUAAGGAAAUUGAGAAGCACUUCGAAGACUUCGGUCUCGAAUCUGAGUUCACCACCCACAACACCAUGAGAGGUCUUUCUGGUGGUCAAAAGGUCAAGGUUGUCCUUGGUGCAGCUACCUGGAGAAAGCCACACGUUAUCUGUCUUGACGAACCAACCAACUAUCUUGACAGAGAAUCUCUCGCUGCCCUUAUUGAAGCCCUCAAGGUCUUCGGUGGUGGUGUCUUGAUCAUUACCCACAACAGAGAAUUCUCUGAAUCCAUCUGUUCCGAAGUCUGGGCCAUGAGAGAUGGUUACUUGGAAGCUUCAGGUCACAACUGGGUUGAAUCCAACUCUAAGGGUACUAAGAUCGAGAGAAAGGAAGAUGAGGAGGACAAGUUUGACGCUCUCGGAAACAAGAUCGUCAGCGAAAAGAAGCAAGCUCGUCUUAACGCCAGUGAACUCCGUAAGAAGAAGAAGGAACGUAUGGCACUCAAGAAGAAGGGUAUUGACGUUGACGACCUUGAAGACGACAUCUAG